Messenger RNA from Euleptes europaea (tarantolino), 1619 nucleotides. RefSeq names its product MYCN proto-oncogene, bHLH transcription factor (gene MYCN). NCBI's taxonomy places the organism in Eukaryota, Metazoa, Chordata, Lepidosauria, Squamata, Sphaerodactylidae. The coding region runs from base 58 to 1458 and encodes 466 amino acids. Gene Ontology annotation, molecular function: RNA polymerase II cis-regulatory region sequence-specific DNA binding; DNA-binding transcription factor activity, RNA polymerase II-specific; protein dimerization activity. Gene Ontology annotation, biological process: regulation of transcription by RNA polymerase II. The transcript is spliced from 2 exons. The record is from RefSeq and is a predicted model, not a curated record.
CUUUUAAAAUUAUCGAAGCCCAACCUGAAAGGAUUCCAAUCGAAGAAAACGACAGAGAUGCCCGGGAUGGUCAGUAAAAAUCCAGAUCUCGAAUUUGACUCCUUGCAGCCUUGCUUCUAUCCAGACGAAGACGAUUUUUAUUUGUGUGGUCCGGAUUCUGCUCCCCCAGGGGAGGACAUCUGGAAAAAGUUUGAGCUCCUGCCUACACCUCCUCUGUCUCCGAGUCCAGCUGGCCUGCAAGAGAACCCUCCGGGAGGCGGCCACUUAUCAUGGGGAGCAGUGGCGCUAGGGGGCUUCCGAACCAGCGACUCCCUGGACUGGGCUUCGGAAUUGCUGCUGCUGCCCCCAGAAGCGGACCUGUGGGGCAGCGCCGAUGGAGGGGACUCCUUCGACAUGGGCUUAGGAGAGAGCAGCAACCUCAACGCCAUCAUUAUCCAGGACUGUAUGUGGAGCGGCUUCUCUGCCCGGGAGAAACUGGAAAGGGCAGUGCACGAAAAGCUGCAGGGCAAAGGAGGGGCAGCCACGGCCCCCGCCACCGCUGGCUCUGCCACCGCCGCGGCCACCCCCAGCGCCAGCGCUGGAAAUGACAGUGGCGGCCAGGGAGAGCUGAACAACUCGGUCUCGGAGUGCGUAGACCCAGCGGUGGUUUUCCCUUUCCCCAUUAACAAGAGAGAACAGGCGGCUGCGGCUCCCGCCUCAGCUGCAGGGGGAGUGGCCGGCAUCCGGGUGAACGUCUCCAGCAGCGGUGGGGCCGCGCAAGGGACAGCGGGUCCCCCUUCGCGCAGCGGACGCCACCCCAGUGCGGCCAGUGACAGCCGAGCCAACAGUAGUUCGGGGGACGACACUCUGAGCGAUUCUGAUGAAGACGAGGAAGAGGAGGAUGAGGAAGAAGAAAUUGAUGUGGUAACAGUGGAAAAGAGGCGCUCCUCCUCCAACAAACCUGUCACUACCCUGACUAUCACAGUGCGCUCCAAAAACGUCAGCCCCUUGGCCUCUGUGAGAACUCAGCCAAAUGAAGUCAUCCUUAAGCGCUGUGCCCCUAUUCAUCAGCAACACAACUAUGCCGCCCCUUCUCCUUACAUGGAAAGCGAAGACGCACCGCCGCAGAAAAAGCUCAAAAGCGAAGCCCCCCGUCCGGCAAAACCCAUGACCCAACCAAAGCCGAAGAGCUCGAGUCCUCGAAACUCCGACUCGGAAGACAGCGAGCGUCGACGUAACCACAACAUCCUGGAGCGCCAGCGACGUAAUGACCUGAGGUCAAGUUUCCUCACGUUAAGGGACCAUGUGCCGGAACUGGUGAAAAACGAGAAAGCGGCAAAAGUUGUCAUCUUGAAAAAAGCCACUGAGUAUAUUCAUUCCUUACAGGCAGAGGAGCACAAGUUAUUGCUGGAAAAGGAAAAACUUCAAGUCCGGCAUCAGCAGUUGAUAAAAAAACUGGAACACAUGCAGACUUGCUAAUUCUUCUUUAAAAAAAAAUCUUUUUUGUUGUUGUUUUUAAAUUGUCUGAUCAAGACAAGCCACUGCCACUUUGCACAUUUUUGAUUCCUUAAAGAAAGUUGUGUUUUUUGACGUUAAGAAUGUUGGUUUUUCUUUCAAAUCCAGUCUCUGAAGUCAAGUGA